Poecilia latipinna (sailfin molly) is the source of this 3313-nucleotide messenger RNA. RefSeq names its product NCK interacting protein with SH3 domain (gene nckipsd). Gene Ontology annotation, biological process: endocytosis. Bases 206 to 2446 code for a protein of 746 amino acids. The record is from RefSeq and is a predicted model, not a curated record. Lineage: Eukaryota; Metazoa; Chordata; Actinopteri; Cyprinodontiformes; Poeciliidae. The transcript is spliced from 13 exons. Gene Ontology annotation, molecular function: protein binding; Arp2/3 complex binding.
GCGCCCCUCGUGGGCAUUUAGUAGUAUGACAGGGGUCAGAUGAUCUUAGCUGCUUUGUAAAUAGACAUCAGCCAUUCACUGUAGCCAUGCCUUCAUAGGCUCUUUAAAUCCCUCCAGCUGAGCAGAUCCUUCCACUUGGACUCUACACUUUUUCUCGGCUUUUUUUCCCCGACCCGUUUUCGGUUUGUCAAAGUAUUUCUGAAACAUGUACCGGUCUCUGUACGCCUUCCGAUCGUCCGAGCCCAACUCGCUGCACUUCGCGGCCGGGGAGAGCUUUCUAAUCCUGGAGAGGAGCAACAAACACUGGUGGCUGGGGUCCCGCUGCAGCUCAGGGGAAACCGGCUACAUCCCGGCCUCUUACAUCGAAAAACUGCAGGCUCCGGAGCAAGAUGAGGUUCUGCAGUCCAUUGACCGAGCGAUCGAAGGCAUCCACAAUGUGGCCUUGAAGAAUGGGGGCAAAUACAAUCUGGAGCAGCGAGAUGUUCUACAAAAGCUGAUCCACCACAGAAAGGAGACCCUGGCUCGGCGAAGUUCCUCCUCCACUGGACACAGACUUCCUGCUUCCAACAGUGAAAUAUCCCUGAGCCAAACGCCUCCUCCUCCCAACGGCCUGAACCAGAACUACGGCAGACAGGGAAGCGUGCCGCUGUCAGGGAGCAUGGACAGCAUGCAGGCGGAGCCGGGCCUCUACCAGGUGCCGCCUCAGCCCCGGCGCGCCGCUCCGAUUACUCCCCCUCCGCCUGAGAAGCAGAGAAACAACCGGCGUCCAGAGCCAGAGGUCCCGUCCAGGGUGUCCUCCCUUCCCGCGUCACCCGCUCCCUCCCUCACCAUCAGCACCACCUCCACAGAGUCCGCCUCCCGCUCCUCCCUGGCCACCUCUGACAUCAGCCUGCCCAGCGCCGCCAGCACCCCUCCUCCUCCCGUGCCGUCUCGCGUCAAGCCCCCCAUCCCACCCUCGGACGUCCAGCCGUCUGACUCUCCUCCCGUGCCGGCUCCUGUGAAGAAAAGCCCGGCGCCGCAGCCUCCACAGCUCCCGCAGCUCCCGCAGUUCUCCGAGCCCGCCCACCCCAACGCCGCCCCCGCCCAGCUCUCCGUGGCGGACACGGCGGGGCCCGAAUGGCCCGUGGCCCCCCCGUCUGUGGCCGGGAGCCCUCCUGGCAGCCCCUCGGCCUCCGAGCCGGUUCCCAUGACGAUCAGCGCCGAACUGAUCGAGCUGGUGCGGAAGAACACGGGGCUGAGCUUCGAGCUGUCGCGGGUGGCUGUGGGCGUGGUGGUGGGCCACCUGCAGACCGCCCUGCCGCAGGCGGCCGCCGCUCUGGAGCGGGUUCUCCUGUCGCUGGUGGAGAGCAAGGACUUGAGUGCAGCGCUGCCGCAGGGUCAGGUGUGUCACGACGAACAGCGUCUGGAGGUCAUCUUCAGUGACCUCGCCCGUCACCGUGACGACUCCCAGCAGCGCAGCUGGGCUCUUCAUGAGGACCACGCCCUCAUCGCCUGCUACCUGGAGGAGCUGCUAAAGAUACUGACUGAUGCAGAUCCAGAAGUGUGUAAGAGGAUGUGCAAGUCCAACAACUACGAGAAUGUUCUGUCGCUGGUUUCAUAUUAUCAGAUGGAGCACCGUGUAUCUCUGCGGCUGCUGCUGCUCAAAGUGUUUGGAGCGAUGUGCAGCCUGGACGCGGUGCUCAUCUCCACCCUGCUGAACUCCAUCCUGCCCAUGGAACUGGCCAGAGACCUGCAGACAGACACACAGGAACACCAGAAGAUGUGCUACACAGCUUUGGUAUUAACUAUGAUAUUCUCGAUGGGAGAGCAGGUGCCGUAUCACCACUACGAGCAUCUUAGCGCUGAAUUUGUUCGUUUCCUGUUGGGUGUGGUGGAGGACGGGUUGCCCUCUGACCCCACUGAGCAGCUGCCGGACAUCUUCCUGAACCUUCUGCUGGCCUUCAACCUGCACCACACGGUGCCGAGCAACAAUGCAAUAAUGCAGGAGCUGAAGCAGAAAAACGUCAAGGCCCUGACAGAAAAGGUGCUGCUGCUUCUGAACAGAGGAGAGGAUCCAGUGUGCAUGUUCAAACACACGCCGCCUGUGCCUCACUCUGUGCUCAAGUUCCUGCAGGAUGUCUUUGCUAGCAGAGAGACCGCCAACAUCUUCUAUCGCACCGACAUGAUGGUGAUGAUAGACAUCGCCGUCCGACAGAUUUCUGACCUGUCUCCCGGAGACAAGCUGCGGAUGGAGUACCUCUCCCUCAUGCACUCCAUAAUGCACUCCACGGACUAUCCGGAGCACCAGCACCGCCUCUCUGACCUGCAGGGGUCGCUCAAGAGGAUUCUCAGGGAGGAGGAAGACCCUGGAGAGGACGAAGGGAGCGCCACGGCCAAACACAUGGAUAAGCUAAUUGUGCAGCAGAUCUUCAAGGAGUUCCCACAGAUCUGCGACAACCAGAACUGACCAUAUCCGUGUGGUGCACAUUCACACGCUGUAGUUUCGCUCCCGUCUGCUGAAGGUGGGGUUUGCUGGAAGACUGAUGGUUUCUGCACCAGCUGAGGAAAAGAACAACAGGCUCUCCGGGGAUGCACUGUGCAUGUUUCUACAUUUCACCAGUUAGUUAGUUUAAAUGAUAGACAAUUCUUUAGCGUUUUAAAGGAUGUUGAGAAUAUUAAAAACUCAUAAAGUACAGUUAGCCAAAAGUAAUUGCCAAGCAGCUCUUGAAGUGAAUUUAAAAGCAAUAAGAGUCUCAUAUGGACUAACUGUAUGUGCUUUGUCAGAUAAAAUCUACUGCAAUCACAGCUGAGUCUUAUUCUAACCAAACUAACUUAAACCAAAUAGCUUUCAGAGAAAAUAUCAAGAGACAAAUCUGUAGUUUGUUUCAGUGCCAGAGAAAAAACUUUUGCGAGCUUCCCUUCGUAGAGGGACCAAACUACUGGGUGUUACGGAGAGUAUUAUUUUCUUAAAUAGUCACUGCACUUCUACCCCUGACUUUUUGUGCCAUAAAACCUCUCAAUAUUUACACUUAAAGCAAGUUUACUUCCUGACUUAGAAAGGCAAAGCACACUCAUCUCUACAGACCUCAUGGCUGCUUCUGCUCCUCUGAACUCUGCUACAUCCGCCUCCUUCUGCUACAUUUAGCUUUUGUAUAUCUUACAAUAAUUAUUCUGUUUUCCUAAAAUGCAAAGCCUUGGAAGACAUAAGAAAUCACCCCUCACAUAUUUAGAUAGUGUGCUGAAAAGAGGCUGUAUGUGAGGUAUGAUGCACUUGUUCAGUUAUAAUCUUGUAUUCCUGCUGAAAAAAAUAUCAUGCUUAAAGACAAAUCCAAGG